Drosophila rhopaloa is the source of this 9840-nucleotide messenger RNA. RefSeq names its product neurogenic locus Notch protein (gene N). Gene Ontology annotation, biological process: Notch signaling pathway; establishment or maintenance of epithelial cell apical/basal polarity; cell differentiation. Lineage: Eukaryota; Metazoa; Arthropoda; Insecta; Diptera; Drosophilidae. Gene Ontology annotation, molecular function: calcium ion binding; protein binding. Gene Ontology annotation, cellular component: plasma membrane; protein-containing complex. The record is from RefSeq and is a predicted model, not a curated record.
UCGGUUUGAAAGAAACGGUUGAAAGAAACGGUUGAACGCGGACGAGCGGAAAAAGUGAGUGAGAGAGUGAAAAAGGAAGAGCGAAAGAGCAAGCGUGCGGCGUCGGUCCGAAAAGUUGAAUUUUUGCUCGAUCCUCAAGGAAAUACAACAACGGAAUAUUGUUAUUAUUUUUUUUGGCAUUUUUUUUAAUGUUUCAAAUCGGAAAAUGUCGCCGUCGUCGGGACAGCGUCUCCUCUUAGUUUAUCAAAAAAAGCUUUAACAUUCAAAGUGUAAAACAAUAAAACACCGUUCAACGUAUUAAACACUGCAAAUAUAUACAAAACAAAUUAAAUCCUCCUAUAAUACAAAAAAAUAUCCUCAAAGAGAGACCGAAAAAGGAGAGAAAAAGAAACCAGAAGAAGUGAAAAACUGGAAAAGUGGUUAACUGGAAAACUGGAUUACAAUGGAAUGGCAGCGCAGCCGACGUCGCAGUCGCGCACAAAACACUUGGAUUUGUUUUUGGAUUAACAAAAUGCACGCAGUCGCGUCGCUGCCGGCGUCGCUGCCACUGCUGCUGCUGACGCUGGCGUUUGCGAAUUUGCCACACACCGUUCGCGGAACUGAUACCGCGUUGGUGUCCGGUUCCUGCACAAGUUUGGGCUGCCAGAAUGGCGGCACCUGCGUCACACAAAACAAUGGCAAAACCUACUGCGCUUGCGACUCGGACUAUGUUGGCGACUACUGUGAACACCGCAAUCCGUGCAUGACAAGACGCUGCCAGAAUGGAGGCACCUGCCAGGUGACCUUUCGCAACGGUCGCUUUGGCUUCUCGUGCCAAUGUCCUUUGGGCUUUGACGAGUCCUUGUGCGAAAUACCGGUGCCGAAUGCCUGCGAUCAUGUGGCAUGCCACAACGGUGGCACUUGCCAACUGAAGACCCUGCAGGAGUACACGUGUGCGUGUGCCAACGGCUAUACAGGUUCACACUGCGAGACGAAGAAUCUGUGCGCCAGUUCGCCCUGCCGCAAUGGUGCCACCUGUACCGCCCUGGCCGGAAGUGGCAGCUUCACCUGCUCCUGCCCACCAGGAUUCACCGGUCACACCUGCUCCGAGGACAUCGAGGAGUGCCAGUCGAAUCCCUGCAAGUACGGCGGCACCUGCGUCAACACCCACGGAUCCUACAAAUGCAUGUGUCCCACGGGCUACACGGGAAAGGAUUGCGACACCAAGUACAAGCCCUGCUCACCAUCGCCCUGCCAGAAUGGUGGAGUUUGCCAAUCGAAGGGGCUGUCCUACGACUGCAGGUGCCCCAAAGGUUUCGAGGGCAAGAACUGCGACCAGAACAUCGACGACUGCCUGGGGCACUUGUGCCAGAACGGGGGCACCUGCAUCGACGGGAUCUCGGAGUUCAGCUGCCGGUGUCCGCCGAAUUUCACGGGGCCGUAUUGCCAGGACGACGUGGACGAGUGCGCCCAGCGGGAGCACCCGGUGUGCCAGAACGGAGCCACGUGCACGAACACCCACGGCUCCUACAGCUGCAUCUGCGUGAACGGCUGGGCGGGAUUGGACUGCAGCAACAACACGGAUGACUGCAAGCAGGCGGCCUGCUUCUACGGUGCCACCUGCAUCGACGGCGUCGGCAGCUUCUACUGCCAGUGCACCAAGGGGAAGACGGGGCUGCUGUGCCAUUUGGACGACGCCUGCACCUCGAAUCCCUGCCACGCGGACGCCAUCUGCGACACCAGUCCGAUCAACGGCUCCUACGCCUGCUCCUGUGCCGCCGGCUACAAGGGCGUCGACUGCUCCGAGGACAUCGACGAGUGUGACCAGGGAUCGCCAUGCGAGCACAACGGCAUCUGUGUGAACACGCCGGGCAGCUACCGCUGCAAUUGCUCGCAGGGAUUCACCGGUCCGCGCUGCGAGACGAACAUCAACGAGUGCGAAUCGCAUCCCUGCCAGAACGAGGGCAGUUGCUUGGAUGAUCCGGGCACUUUCCGGUGCGUCUGUAUGCCAGGAUUCACGGGCACCCAGUGCGAGAUCGACAUCGAUGAGUGCCAGUCGAAUCCGUGCCUGAACGACGGCACCUGCCACGACAAGAUCAAUGGGUUCAAGUGCAGCUGCGCCUUGGGAUUCGCCGGCACCCGAUGCCAGAUCAACAUCGACGACUGCCAGUCGCAGCCGUGCCGCAACAGGGGCAUCUGCCACGACUCCAUCGCCGGCUACAGUUGCGAGUGUCCGCCGGGCUACACGGGCACCAGCUGUGAGAUCAACAUCAAUGACUGCGACUCGAAUCCCUGCCAUCGGGGCAAGUGCAUCGACGACGUGAACAGCUUCAAGUGCCUUUGUGAUCCCGGCUACGAGGGCUACAUCUGCCAGAAGCAGAUCAACGAGUGCGAGUCGAAUCCGUGCCAGUUCGAUGGCCACUGCCAGGAUCGUGUGGGCAGCUACUACUGCCAGUGCCAGGCGGGCACCAGUGGCAAGAACUGCGAGGUGAACGUGAACGAGUGCCACAGCAAUCCGUGCAAUAAUGGGGCCACCUGCGUGGACGGCAUCAAUUCCUACAAAUGCCAGUGUGUCCCCGGAUUCACGGGUCAGCAUUGUGAGAAGAAUGUGGACGAGUGCGUGAGCAGUCCGUGUGCCAACAAUGGUGUGUGCAUCGACCAGGUGAAUGGCUACAAGUGCGAGUGUCCGCGUGGAUUCUACGAUGCCCAUUGCCUCAGCGACGUCGAUGAGUGUGCCUCCAAUCCGUGCGUGAAUGGUGGUCGCUGCGAGGACGGCAUCAACGAGUUCAUCUGCCACUGCCCACCGGGAUACACUGGCAAGCGGUGCGAACUGGACGUGGACGAGUGCAGCAGCAAUCCCUGCCAGCAUGGCGGCACCUGCUACGACCGACUGAACGCCUUCAGCUGCCAAUGCAUGCCGGGCUAUACGGGGCAGAAGUGUGAGACGAACAUCGACGACUGUGUGGCCAGUCCGUGCGGCAAUGGGGGCACCUGCAUCGACAAGGUCAACGGGUACAAGUGCGUCUGCAAGGUGCCCUUCACCGGACGCGACUGCGAGAGCAAGAUGGAUCCCUGUGCGAGCAAUCGCUGCCGGAACGAGGCCAAGUGCACGCCCAGCUCGAACUUCCUGGACUUCUCCUGCACCUGCAAGCUGGGCUACACGGGUCGCUACUGCGACGAGGACAUCGACGAGUGUGCCCUCAGCUCGCCCUGCCGCAACGGAGCCAGCUGCCUGAAUGUCCCGGGAUCGUACCGAUGCCUGUGCACCAAGGGUUACGAGGGACGGGACUGUGCGGUGAACACGGACGACUGCGCCGUGUUUCCGUGCCAGAAUGGGGGCACCUGCCUGGACGGGAUCGGCGACUACAGCUGCCUGUGCGUGGACGGAUUCGAUGGCAAGCACUGCGAGACGGACGUGAACGAGUGCCUGAGUCAGCCCUGCCAGAAUGGGGCCACCUGCAGCCAGUAUGUGAACAGCUACACCUGCACGUGUCCACUCGGAUUCAGCGGUAUCAAUUGCCAGACGAACGACGAGGACUGCACGGAGAGCUCCUGCCUGAACGGCGGCAGUUGUGUGGACGGGAUCAAUGGGUACAACUGCAGCUGCUUGGCGGGAUUCUCGGGGGCCAACUGCCAGUACAAGCUGAACAAGUGCGACUCGAAUCCCUGCCGGAACGGGGCCACCUGCCACGAGCAGCGGGACGAGUACACCUGCCACUGCCCCAGCGGAUUCACCGGGAAGCAGUGCUCCGAGUACGUGGACUGGUGCGGCCAGUCGCCCUGCGAGAAUGGGGCCACCUGCAGCCAGCUGAAGCACCAGUUCAGCUGCAAGUGCUCCGCGGGAUGGACGGGCAAGCUGUGCGACGUCCAGACGAUAUCCUGCCAGGAUGCGGCGGAGCGGAAGGGUCUCAGUCUCCGGCAGCUGUGCAACAAUGGCACGUGCAAGGACUACGGGAAUAGCCAUGUGUGCUACUGCGCCCAGGGAUAUGCGGGCAGCUACUGCCAGAAGGAGAUCGACGAGUGCCAGUCGCAGCCGUGCCAGAAUGGAGGCACCUGCCGCGACCUGGUUGGGGCAUACGAGUGCAGCUGCCGCCAGGGAUUCCAGGGGCAGAACUGCGAGCUGAACAUCGACGACUGUGCCCCCAAUCCCUGUCAGAAUGGCGGCACCUGCCACGACCGCGUGAUGAACUUCAGCUGCAGCUGUCCGCCCGGCACCGUGGGCAUCAUCUGUGAGAUCAACAAGGACGACUGCAAGCCGGGGGCAUGCCACAACAACGGGAGCUGCAUCGAUCGCGUCGGCGGCUUCGAGUGCGUCUGCCAGCCGGGAUUCGUGGGCGCCCGCUGCGAGGGCGACAUCAACGAGUGCCUAAGCAAUCCGUGCUCCAAUGCUGGAACUCUGGACUGCGUCCAACUGGUGAACAACUACCACUGCAACUGCCGACCCGGCCACAUGGGUCGCCACUGCGAGCACAAGGUGGACUUCUGCGCCCAGAGUCCCUGCCAGAAUGGCGGCAACUGCAAUGUGCGGCAGAGUGGCCACCACUGCAUCUGCAACAACGGCUUCUACGGCAAGAACUGCGAGCUGAGCGGCCAGGACUGCGACUCCAAUCCCUGCCGCGUCGGCAACUGUGUGGUGGCCGACGAGGGCUUCGGCUAUCGGUGCGAGUGCCCACGCGGCACCAUCGGCGAGCACUGCGAGAUCGACACCCUCGACGAGUGCAGCCCCAAUCCGUGUGCCCAGGGCGCCGCCUGCGACAAUCUGCUGGGCGACUUCGAGUGCCUCUGCCCGAGCAAAUGGGGCGGCAAGCGGUGCGACGUCUACGACGCGGGCUAUCCCGGCUGGAACGAUGGCGGAUCCGGUGGUUCGAGUGCGGCGGGUGGGUCGACGGGCAAGGAGCGGUAUGCCGCCGAUAUGGAACAGCAGCGGGCGAUGUGCGAGAAGCGGGGAUGCAACGAGAAGCAGGGCAACGGCGACUGCGAUGCCGAGUGCAACACCUAUGCCUGCAACUUCGACGGCAACGACUGCUCGCUGGGCAUCAAUCCGUGGGCCAACUGCUCGGCGAACGAGUGCUGGAACAAGUUCAAGAACGGCAAGUGCAACGAGGAGUGCAACAAUGCGGCCUGCCACUUCGAUGGCCACGACUGCGAGCGGAAGCUGAAGAACUGCCUCUACGACGCCUACUGCCAGAAGCACUAUGGCGACGGCUUCUGCGACUACGGGUGCAACAAUGCGGAGUGCAGCUGGGACGGCCUCGACUGCGAGAACAAGACCCAAUCGCCGGUGCUGGCCGAAGGUGCCAUGUCCGUGGUGAUGCUGAUGAACGUGGAGGCGUUCCGCGAGGUGCAGGCCUCGUUCCUGCGCAACAUGAGCCACAUGCUGCGGACGACGGUGCGGCUGAAGAAGGACGCCCUCGGCCACGACAUCAUCAUCAACUGGAAGGACAGCCAGCGGGUGCCGGAGAUCGAGGACACGGACUUUGCGCGCAAGAACAAGAUCCUCUACACACAGCAGGUCUUCCAGACGGGCAUACAGAUCUACCUGGAGAUCGACAAUCGCAAGUGCACCGAAUGCUUCACCCAUGCCGCCGAGGCAGCCGAAUUCCUUGCGGCCACGGCGGCCAAACACCAGCUGCGCAAUGACUUCCAGAUCCACAGUGUGCGCGGGAUCACCAAUCCCGGCGACGAGGACAACGGCGAACCGCCGGCGAACGUCAAGUACGUGAUCACCGGCAUCAUCCUGGUCAUCAUCGUGCUGGCCUUCUUCGGCAUGGUGCUCAGCACGCAGCGGAAGCGGGCACAUGGCGUCACCUGGUUCCCGGAGGGAUUCCGUGCCCCGGCGGCGGUGAUGUCGCGUCGUCGCCGCGAUCCGCAUGGCCAGGAGAUGCGCAAUCUGAACAAGCAGGGCGGCAUCUCGCUGCAGGCACAGGGCGUUGGCCAGUCGGGUGUCCAUUGGUCGGACGACGAGUCGGACAUGCCGAUGCCCAAGCGGCAGAGGGACAUGUCCGAUCCCGUGGGCUCCGUGGUGGGACUGGGCAACAAUGGUGGCUAUGCCAGCGAUCACACGAUGGUCAGUGAGUACGAGGAGGCCGAUCAGCGGGUCUGGUCGCAGGCGCACAUGGAUGUGGCCGAGGUGCGGGCCAUCAUGACGCCGCCGGCGCAUCAGGAUGGCGGCAAGCACGACGUGGACGCCCGCGGCCCCGGCGGCCUCACACCGCUGAUGAUAGCCGCCAAGCGUGGCGGAGGACUGGACACCGGCGAGGAUAUCGAGAGCAGCGAAGACAGCACCGGCCAGGUGAUAACCGACCUGAUCGCCCAGGGCGCCGAUCUUAAUGCCACCAUGGACAAGUCGGGCGAGACGUCGCUGCAUCUGGCCGCCCGUCAUGCCCGCGCGGAUGCGGCCAAGCGGCUGCUGGACGCCGGAGCGGAUGCCAAUUGCCAGGACAACACCGGAAGGACGCCACUGCAUGCGGCCGUGGCAGCGGAUGCCAUGGGCGUGUUCCAGAUACUGUUGCGGAAUAGGGCCACCAAUCUGAAUGCCCGCAUGCACGACGGCACCACGCCCCUCAUCCUGGCCGCCCGUCUGGCCAUCGAGGGCAUGGUGGAGGAUCUGAUCACGGCCGAUGCGGACAUCAAUGCGGCGGACAACUCCGGCAAGACGGCGCUCCAUUGGGCGGCGGCCGUCAAUAACACGGAGGCGGUGAACAUACUGCUGAUGCACCAUGCCAACCGAGAUGCCCAGGACGACAAGGACGAAACGCCGCUGUUCCUCGCCGCUCGCGAGGGCGCCUACGAGACGUGCAAGGCGCUGCUGGACAACUUCGCCAAUCGCGAGAUCACCGACCACAUGGACCGCCUGCCACUCGACGUGGCCAACGAGCGACUGCACGACGACAUCGUCCGUCUGCUGAACGAGCACGUGCCGCGCUCCCCGCAGAUGCUCAGCAUGCCGCCGCAGGCGAUGAUCGGAUCACCGCCGCCGGGACAGCAGCAGCAGCAGCAGCCGCAGCUGAUCACCCAGCCGACGGUGAUAUCCGCCGGGAACGGGGGCAAUGGCGGCGGAAACGGCGUCGGGAAGCAGAGCAGCCAGUCGGCCAAGCAGAAGGCGGCCAAGAAGGCCAAGCUCAUCGAGGGCAGCAGUGCGGACAACGGACUGGACGCCACGGGCAGUCUGCGGCGUAAGGCGAUCAAAAAGACAAGUGCGGCCUCAAAAAAGGCCGCCCACUUGAAUGGCCUCAAUCCCGGCCAGCUGGCGGGAGUGCCGGGCGGUGUCCAGGGAGUCCAGGGAGUUCCGCCUCCGAACUCGGCGGCGGCACAGGCGGCGGCGGCGGCGGCAGCAGCUGCAGCAGCCGUGGCGGCCAUGUCCCACGAACUGGAGGGAUCCCCGGUGGGCGUGGGCAUGGGCGGCAACCUGCCCAGUCCGUACGACACCAGUUCCAUGUACUCGAACGCGAUGGCCGCGCCGCUGGCGAACGGCAACCCGAACACGGGCGCCAAACAGCCGCCGAGCUAUGAGGAUUGCAUCAAGAAUGCGCAAUCACUGCAAUCGCUGCAGGCCAACGGUCUGGACAUGAUCAAGCUGGACACCUACGGCUACUCGAUGGGCUCGCCAUUUCAGCAGGAGCUGCUCAAUGGCCAAGGACUCGGGAUGAACGGGAAUGGCCAGCGGAACGGAGUCAUCUCCGGCGUUCUGCCCGCCGGACUUUGCGGGAUGGGCGGUCUGACCGGGACCGGGAACGGAACCGGAAACGGAAAUAGCCACGAGCAGGGACUCAGUCCGCCGUACUCGAAUCAGUCGCCGCCGCACUCGGUGCAAAGCAGCCUGGCGCUUUCGCCCCACGCCUAUUUGGGUUCUCCAUCGCCGGCCAAGUCGCGACCCAGUCUGCCCACCUCGCCCACCCACAUCCAGGCGAUGAGGCAUGCCACACAGCAGAAGCAGUUCGGUGGCAGUAAUCUCAACAGUCUGCUGGGCGGUGCCAGCGGAGGGGGCGUGGUCGGAGGAGGCGGCGGUCUGGGGCCACAGAACUCGCCAGUGAGCUUGGGAAUCAUCUCGCCAACGGGCAGCGACAUGGGCAUUAUGCUCGCCCCGCCGCAAUCCUCGAAGAGCAGUGCAAUAAUGCAGACGUUAUCCCCCCAGCAGCAGCAGCAGCAGCAACAGCAGCAACAGCAGCAGCAUCAGCAGCAGCAACAGCAGCAGCAGCAACAGCAACAGCAUCAGCAGCAGCAACUCGGAGGACUGGAGUUCGGUUCAGCGGGCUUGGACCUGAAUGGAUUUUGUGGAUCUCCGGACUCAUUUCACUCGGGUCAAAUGAAUCCGCCCUCGAUACAAAGUUCGAUGUCCGGCUCGUCGCCGUCGACCAACAUGCUGUCGCCGUCGUCGCAGCACAACCAGCAGGCCUUCUACCAGUACCUAACGCCCCCGAGCCAGCAUUCCGGCGGCCACACGCCGCAGCACUUGGUCCAGACGCUGGACAGCUACCCGACGCCCUCGCCGGAGUCGCCUGGCCACUGGUCCUCCUCCUCGCCGCGCUCCAACUCCGAUUGGAGCGAGGGCGUCCAGUCGCCGGCGGCCAACAAUCUCUACAUUUCCGGCGGCCAUCAGGCCAACAAGGGAUCCGAGGCCAUCUACAUUUGACCAUAAGCCGAUGCGAUGAUCUAUCUGGACGGGAAUAGGGAUGUGUGGAUGGAUAGUUGGAUCGAAAAUGGAAUCGAAAGCGAUUGCCAGGGAUAACAGCAGAGGGACUCUUAAAGAGUCCGCGGCUACGUUCUAUCUAAAAUGCUAUAUAUAAUGUAAUUCUAUAAUCCCUAUGAUUAUGUAUUUUCUCACGCGCCCCCUUCUUUUUUUUUUGUGUGUGUCAAUAAGUGUUAGAUUUAAGAUCGAAAUACGCAAUUCUAGCGGAAGAAGCGUCAUAAAUUGUAGUAACUUAAAUUAUUUUAAUGCUUGUUGUACAGUGCGCCAAUCGCAUAUAUAUAUAACAAUAUAUAUAUAUAUAUAUAAAGAUAUCUACUCAUAGAUAUACCAGUUAAGAGCUCGUUUUGUGGCGCAUCUUAUCUUAUUGUCGUAACGUCAUCGUAGCUUCCAGUAAACGAAAACAUAAAAUAAUAACCAGAGAGAGAGGAGAAACUAAACUUAGCGCAAAUUCUGAUUGAUGAUCGAUUAAACGUUGGUGGGACAUUUGUAGUUUUAAGCGACCAUUAUAUCACUAGGCCCUAAGUCUAGGCUAAGUUUUUAUCGAAUUCUACAUUUAAUUAUGGCCCACAAGCUAUAUAAAUAUAUAUAUAUAUUUCGUAGUUUUGUAGGUUUCGAAACUGAAGUGCUUAUAUAAACAAAAUUGUUAGACGUAUGCCGCAUCAAACCUUUUUUUUUACACCAAGUUUUUUUUUUAUUAUUAUUAUUAUGACUAUUAUGUAUUAUUACAUAUUGACUAAGCUAAACUGUAAAAAGAUUCUCAUAACUGUUUGAUUUAAGUUCAUAAAACAAAAGGAAUUGCAAAAGUUAUACAAAAAUCACCAACGAGAACGUAUAAUGCUAAUAAAAAACGAACAAAAAAACAAGAAAAAAGACAGUAACCAGCCAAGUUUUCUAUAUAUAUAAGGCCCCCAUUAUGAUCUAAGUUGAUUAAUAGAUAUUUUCAAAAAAUAUACAACAGAGAAAGACACUAGAAGACCACAAAUACGAUUUUUUUGUUCGAUUUGCAACUAUUUUUAAUUCGAACUGUAAUGCUUUCUAUCGUCUAUAUUUUGUGUAAGUUUUUAAUUUGUAAAUUGUAAAAUUAUUUGUUUUCCUAACUUAAACAGCAAGACAGCAAAACAUAAAUGCAACCAUUUUGACAUAAAUAAUAAAUAUUAAAUAAUUAUUUUAAA